CUGGACUCGGUACGGGAGAAGCCCUUGGUGUUGACGGUAUGGGGGAGAAUGCAGACACGGUGGAGGCAUUGCUCAUGGGCUCAAGCACGAGCGAAUCCAUGAGAAUCGCUGAAGAAAGUGCGGAAACAAGUCGAGGUAGUGUGGACGUCUCCAUUGAUCCUACGAUCAAUAGGGGAGAAGCACUAGGUGUGGUUGGUAUGGGAGGGAUUGGGAAAACAACAUUGGCGAUGCUUGUUAACAACGAUCGUGAAAUACGGAGCCAUUUUAAGGAUGGCGUGUUCUGGCAAGUGGUUGGCUUCGAUAGGUACUCCUCCUGUCCCGAGCAGGUGUUGAGAAGCUUGUAUAAACAAGUGACAUCAGGCGAAGACCUCCCUGUGGAAGACUUUGCUGGUGGGGUUGCAGCAUUUGCAAAAGUGAUUCGUGGAAGACGGAUGCUGCUGGUUGUCGAUGACGUUUGGAGGAAGGAGAGCAUUCAGUGGAUUCAUGACAUACUUGUUGGAGAUGCGCGUCUUCUCAUUACAACACGAAAUGCAGAGGUAGUGGCUGUGCCAGGAGUUCACGAGCACAGUCUGAACUUGCUGGGUAAGGAGGAUGCACUUAAACUUCUUUGCGGACAUGCAUUUGGCACCCAAGAGGUGCCAUCCCAUCUCAACAGGUCUGUUGUGUUGGAUAUUUGCGAUGAGUGCAAGGGCCUACCCCUAGCUUUGCGGGUAAUCGGGUCAUCCAUGCAAGGAAAGGGAACUGAAGAUUUGGAGCACAUCCUAUCCAAACUGAGAAGUGCCACCCCAUUUGAUAAAAGCUUUCCAGUUGAAGGUACACUGAUGGCCACACUUAGAGCAAGUUUUAACGACCUAUCGGAUGUCCUGAAGGUCAUGUUCUUGGACUUGGCGGCCUACCCGGAUGAUUGUCAGAUAGAUGUGGAGCCACAUCUGGAAUUGUGGGCAACUGAUCCUCGUAUUGGAGAUGUCGGACAAGCAGCAUUGCUCUUACAUCAGCUGAGCCUACGGUCACUCGUGACAUGGAGAGAUCGUGAUGAGAUUUCUAUUCAUGGGCACUUUAGAGGUUGUUUUUCCACGUUGGGUUACUGCACUGUCCAUGAUGUGCUUCGAGAUCUGGCAAUGCGGAUCAUCGGGGAAGGCGGUGAGGUAUCAAGCCUUCAGAGGUUGUUUCUGUCAAGUGAUGAUGUGAGAGAACCACAAAAAUUUCCCACUGGUGCUAGGCAAGUCAAGGCAAAGUUUAUGGCUUUCAUUACUAUGGAGUACUCCGAACCAUUUGAUAUUCCCAAAUGGGACAUGCCAGACCUGGAGGUGGCGUGAGUCCCAGUUCUGGUCUAAGUCCGAGAAACUGUCCAGAUCCAGACGUCCAAAUCCAAAAUCCCGGCCGAAAGACCUCAGCAGCAAUGAACUUCAUUGGGACAG
This is a messenger RNA of Chara braunii, 1418 nucleotides long. NCBI's taxonomy places the organism in Eukaryota, Viridiplantae, Streptophyta, Charophyceae, Charales, Characeae. The record is from the annotation of a GenBank genome assembly.